This is a messenger RNA of Cannabis sativa, 1077 nucleotides long. RefSeq lists its product as uncharacterized. Gene Ontology annotation, molecular function: nucleic acid binding; RNA-DNA hybrid ribonuclease activity. Lineage: Eukaryota; Viridiplantae; Streptophyta; Magnoliopsida; Rosales; Cannabaceae. The transcript has 2 exons. Bases 1 to 1077 code for a protein of 358 amino acids. The record is from RefSeq and is a predicted model, not a curated record.
AUGAGAAGGCUUAUAGGGUCAGGAGAUUCUGUUGCUGUCCUAAAGGAGCCGUGGCUUAUUCAUGACGAUGAUCCAUUUAUUUCAUCAAUUCAUCCUGUACUGAAUAAUGCUAAGGUAAGUUCUCUGAUGAAAAUAGGUGUGAGGGAGUGGGAUAAAGAAGUUUUGGAGGAUGUGUUGAAUGAAAGGGAUAAAAAAUUAGUGCUAAGUAUUCCUCUAAAUUCUGCAACAAAUAAUGAUGGCUGGUACUGGUGUAAAGAAAAAUCUGAAACUUCUCUUCACUUGUUUGUGCACUGCUCUGUUGCAAAGGCCUGCUGGAGUAAUAUGGGAAUAAGAGGUAUGGACUCAACUGAUGCGACUUUUGCAGCUUGGUUCCAAUCGGGUCUUGCUAAAUGGGAUGCUGCAACAAAAAUAGAAGUAUCCAUGCUGUGUUGGUCUCUAUGGAAGUUCAGAAAUGAUAAAGUCUGGAAUGCAAAGUCACCUUUGGUGGAAGAAAUUGUAACAUCAGCGAAACUCACCUUAGCUAACUGGAUAAAUGCUCCAAAUCGUUUUCAAACUACCCCUAUAAGUCAUAGCAGGGUAGAUAACAAUGAGCAUUGGACUCCUCCUUCGUUUCAAAAGCUUAAGGUUAAUGUUGAUGGGGCCAUUUUUCAACAAGAGGAAAGAUUUGGGGCAGGCAUGGUGGCUCGAACAAGUGCUGGUGCACUUCUGGAGGCUCGGCAAACCAGUUUUUCUGGUGUAGUUGCACCGAUUAUGGCUGAAGCAGUGGGAAUAAAGGAGGCCUUGAGUUGGAUUAAGAGCAAGGGAUGGAGAGAUGUGAUUGUGGAAACCGAUUGCCUCAAUGUUGUCAAUGAUAUUAAUUCUAACAAACCAAUGAUUUCUCCAUAUGGGUUUGUGAUUCAUGAUUGUAAGGCACUCUUAGUAGAUUUAUUGUCUGUUUCAAUUGUUUUUGUUAAGCGAUCCGCGAACAAGGUUGCGCAUGCUUUGGCUCGUAAUUCUGUUCAUACAGCUGAUUGUACAUUCAGUGUGGCUACUUUGCCAUCUGAAAUUUCAUCCUUGAUUUUGGAUGACUUAUGUUAA